GAUUCCACCUACAAGAUAGUGAUGGCGACUCUGGGAUCGUGGCUGUUGGUAGAAAGGAAGGAAGGAUCGGAUCCACCUGUUCCACGGAGACGGACUAUAGUCAGGAUUACUGUCAGAAAAAGCCUAGAUUCAACGCUGGCAGUAAUUCACAGGAAUUUUUGAAUAAAUGUAUCCUAAAGUCUUCGCUGAAAGCAUCCUCAGCUUCUAACAUACACAUCACCAGUGGACCAAUUAAAGGAGAUCACAGUAUAUUCCCGGGAUCCUCGACGUCACCAAGCAGAGCUCCGGCGUUGUCCGUCCAUUCGACGUCCUUGAAAGAUUUGUCUGGUGGAAGAGUUCGGUUUGAUGAAGAACUACAAUUAACUGAACAUAACCUCCGCCGAUCGUGUAGAAAGCUUUUUGCCACAUUAUAUGCCCAGAAAGCCGCAGCUACAAGGCUUAGAUCCAAUGAUUCAGAUGCUACUAGUGCUGGAUUAAACCGCCCUUGCUGUCCAGAUGAGGCGCCCAGUCAUUCGAAGAUGGAUCGUUCUUACCCAAUCCACAGUGAUCCACGCCUGUGUGUCUUAAAGUCUGCCAGUCCUUCCAAUACUGCGUUAAGACGUCAGAAUGUCCAGAAACAAUGUAGAUACUUUCACGGACACAGUCUCAGUGUCUCACCUAACAUUACUCUUGUCCCAUGUCUUCACGACAGAAACUUGACCAAAGACAGGUUGGCCUCAGGAAAAGAAAAUGCUGAAGCAAAAAAUAACAUUUGUCAGUCAGAUGAUGAUAUUUCGACAAAGACUGUCCACAAAGCGCUCCAGAACAAUGGCUCCAGUUUAACGACUGUCCACAAAGUGCCCCAGAACAAUGGCUCCGGGUUAACGACUGUCCACAAAGUGCCCCAGAACAAUGGCUCCAGUUUAACGACUGUCCACAAAGUGCCCCAGAACAAUGGCUCCAGUUUAACGACUGUCCACAAAGCGCUCCAGAACAAUGGCUCCAGUUUAACGACUGUCCACAAAGUGCCCCAGAACAAUGGCUCCAGUUCUAGUCACAUUUCCAGUAGUGAAGCUCGUACAAACCUGCAGCUGUUCAAGAGCAGAAGCUGUACGACUCUGCCAAGCGAAACCACUUUAAGUUCUGUGAAUCUCCCUCCUCUGGGAUCUACACUCCAUCCUCGAGAGGAUCAGCUUCAGUCUCUAGAUCCCUCUCUACUGGAUAAUGGUGAGCUUGUGUCCAAAGAGAAGAGACCGAGCUGUAGUUCUUCUGGGAUCAAGAAGGUUCAUCUCGACAAAGCUUCUGAUUGUGUUUUGUACAGUGAUGAUAUGAUCAGAGUGUAUGCCCGUUUGGCUUCUGUGGUUCCCGAAGGGAUCAAAGUUUAUCAAGAGUCGAUAGCCUCAGUCGCCGAUAUUAACGCAAGUAUAUCUGAAAGGAACGCAGGGUAUCCAUUUAAUAUAAAACCAUGUUAUUCACAGAUGUCAGAGUGUGUGGAAUCUGACAACAGUCAAUUAUUCAGUGAUUGUGAGCCUGUCAACAGCGAUACUCCCACUUCAUCUGUUUGUAGAACCAUCCAAGAAACAACAACGAACGCGAAACGCAGCAGUACAGCGCAAAGUGUCUCGAGGGACUGUACCUCCCCCAAAAAGGAAGAAAUACCAGACGGGGAACUCAACAAUCCAAUACGUAACGUGAGACUGUCUCGCCCUGUGACAGAUCAAGGUACGUGUGUAGCUGGUGUGGUUAUCUCUGUGACAGAUCAAGGUACGUGUGUAGCUGGUGUGGUUAUCUCUGUGACAGAUCAAGGUACGUGUGUAGCUGGUGUGGUUAUCUCUGUGACAGAUCAAGGUACGUGUGUAGCUGGUGUGGUUAUCUCUGUGACAGAUCAAGGUACGUGUGUAGCUGGUGUGGUUGUCUCUGUGACAGAUCAAGGUACGUGUGUAGCUGGUGUGGUUAUCUCUGUGACAUAUCAAGGUUCAAGAGUUAGCAAACAAGGCCAAGCUGAAACCCCAGAAUACGCUGUUAUUGAUAAAAGCAAAAAAUCUCAACGUCCUGAGAAGUCUGCAUCACUUCCUAGAGUAGUUAGUAACCCUUGUAUCGUGAACGACACAGAUGGUCCCUUCUGUGAAGAGCAGAAGCCACCAAUUCCUCCUAAAAAGUUCAUGUACAGGAGUGACUUUGCUCUUUACAGAGGACCAUCGUCAUCAAAAAAGUCCCUUUUCGAGCGUGUUCAAGGUUUCACAAGAUCUGCCAAAAGCGUUCUUCAGAAGGCGUUUAGCUCAGAUCGCAUAUAUAAGCCAGAAAAGGAGGAACCAGUUCACAGAUCACGACGUUCACCGUCUUUCAUUAAAGGCCUCAAGAAGCUCUGUUGCUGUCCUGGACAUUUGUUGGAGAGUUCUCUGCUCUCUACGUUACGUUGGUGUGGGUUUUGGAGCCUGUUGCUGUCCUGGACAGUUCUUGGAGAGUUCUCUGCUCUCUACGUUACGUUGGUGUGGGUUUUGGAGCCUGUUGCUGUCCUGGACAGUUGUUGGAGAGUAACUCUGCAGCAGAUUAGGUCGGUAGGUUGGUUUUGGAGCUUGUUGCUGUCCUGGAUAGUUGUUGGAGAUUUCUCUGCUCUCUACGUUGAUGUGGGGCUUCGGAGCCUGUUGCUGUCCUGGACGGUUGUUGGAGAGUUCUCUGCUCUCUACGUUACGUUGGUGUGGGUUUUGGAGCCUGUUGCUGUCCUAGACAGUUGUUGGAGAGUUCUCUGCUCUCUACGUUACGUUGGUGUGGGUUUUGGAGCUUGUUGCUGUCCUGGACAGUUGUUGGAGAGAGUUUUUGUAUCACGGAUGAAAGAUCACGAGACGCAGAAACUUCUCUCAGGAUUGACCGAUAUUGGAGACGAAAUUCUAGAGAUAGAUGGCGUUUGUGUGAAAGAAAAAGACAUCAUGGAAGUUAAUAGUUUGAUGGCCAAAAAGAGCACCAUAUUGUUGACAAUCAUGCCAUAUUCAAGUCGUCAGGAUAUCCAGUAA
This is a messenger RNA of Limulus polyphemus (Atlantic horseshoe crab), 2990 nucleotides long. RefSeq lists its product as uncharacterized. The record is from RefSeq and is a predicted model, not a curated record. NCBI's taxonomy places the organism in Eukaryota, Metazoa, Arthropoda, Merostomata, Xiphosura, Limulidae. The annotation marks the transcript as partial. The transcript is spliced from 8 exons.